Cajanus cajan (pigeon pea) is the source of this 850-nucleotide messenger RNA. Lineage: Eukaryota; Viridiplantae; Streptophyta; Magnoliopsida; Fabales; Fabaceae. The record is from RefSeq and is a predicted model, not a curated record.
UCAUCCCAAGGGAUGGGCUCUAUGGCUUCCCUGGGCCGAAUAUUGGUUUAAUACAACUUAUCAUGUGUCUACGGGAAUAACUCCAUUUGAAGUUGUGUAUGGUCGUACUCCUCCAAUGUUAGUGCGAGGGACUCAAGGUGAAAUCAAAGUGGAAUCUGUGCAGAGGGAAAUCAAUGAACGUGAUGAGGCUCUUAGAUAGUUAAAAAAGCACUUGAUCAGGGCCCAAGAUCGAAUGAAGACACAGGCCGAUAAGCAUAGACAAGAUAGGAGUUUUGAGGAAGGUGACAUGGUGUUUUUGAAGCUCAAACAGCAUAGACAACAUUCACUAGCAGCCCGAAAAAGUCCCAAGCUUAGUGCUCGUUAUUAUGGACCUUUUGAGGUAUUGGAGAGGAUUGGGGCAGUAGCUUAUCGUUUAAAAUUACCUCCGGAGUCAAGGAUUCACCCUGUGUUUCAUGUGUCACUAUUAAAAAAGGCAAUUGGAGAUUACAAGGCAGAAACCACUAUUCCUUCUGGUCUGGAAGAUGAGAGAGCUGAAUUAUUGGAGCCUGAAACAGUAUUGGCUUCACGUAGCUUGUUGAAAGGGAGAGAACGAACUAACCAAUGGCUGGUGAAGUGGAGGGGAAAGGCAGUAGAGGAGGCGUCAUGGGAAGAUGAAUUGACCUUGAGGAGUCAGUUUCUUGAGCUCAAUCUUGAGGACAAGACUAAUUUUAUAGGAGGGAGUAAUGAUAAGGCCCAAGAUCAUCAUGGCUCACUAGAACCACUGGCCCAUGAAGAAAAAAGGGGCCCAAAACCAUGGAUUGUGUAUGAGCGGAGGAAGAAGAAGAAUAACAUUAUAUCCUACUGUUAUUAA